AGUACAUAAUACUAGUGCGUAGUCAACCAUAGACAUGGCAGCCAAAACACAAGAUUGCUCUGUUCUACUUCUUUUCCUUAUAUUUAUCUCCGCCUUCAAGCCCUCUCAAGCUGGAGGGAUCGCCAUAUAUUGGGGCCAAAACGGCAACGAAAGUACCUUGGCCGAUACUUGUAACUCAGGUAACUACCAAUUCGUCAACAUAGCUUUCCUAGCUACCUUCGGCGAUGGCCAAAACCCAGUGCUAAACCUAGCCGGGCAUUGUGAUCCAGGCGCCAGUACGUGCACCGGUUUAAGCGCCGACAUAAAAUCCUGCCAGGACAAAGGCAUCAAAGUCUUCCUUUCCAUCGGAGGCACUGUAGGAACCUAUUCUCUUACCUCCGCCGAAGACGCCAAGCAGGUCUCCGAUUACCUGUGGAACAACUUCCUUGGUGGUGAGUCCCGUAUCGGUCCCCUCGGUGAUGCGGUACUGGACGGCAUCGAUUUCCAUAUCGAGGCUGGUUCCGGGAAGUACUGGGAUGAGCUGGCUAGGUCCCUAAGUGGUCGCACCGAACGGAAAGUUUACUUGGCUGCAGCACCACUGUGUCCCAUCCCUGAUGCUCACCUUGACGGAGCCAUCCAAACUGGGCUUUUUGAUUAUAUUUGGGUUCAGUUCUACUACUAUGGUCGAUGCCAAUAUGGUGGACAUACGAACAAUCUUUUAAGCUAUUGGAGCCAGUGGACUCUUCCUCCAACCCAGCAAUUGUUCUUGGGGCUACCCUCGGCGCCUGAGGCGGCUCCCAGCGGUGGAUUUAUUCCAGCCGAUGUUCUCAUCUCUCAAGUUCUUCCAACUAUAAAGAGCUCUCCAAAAUAUGGAGGAAUUAUGCUUUGGAACAAACAGUUUGAUAUUCACUAUAGCAACGCCAUAAAAGGAAGUGUUUAAGCUUGUA
Messenger RNA from Ziziphus jujuba (common jujube), 926 nucleotides. Its product is annotated as acidic endochitinase-like. Lineage: Eukaryota; Viridiplantae; Streptophyta; Magnoliopsida; Rosales; Rhamnaceae. The record is from RefSeq and is a predicted model, not a curated record. Gene Ontology annotation, biological process: carbohydrate metabolic process. The transcript has a single exon. Gene Ontology annotation, cellular component: extracellular region. Bases 35 to 919 code for a protein of 294 amino acids. Gene Ontology annotation, molecular function: chitinase activity.